GACCCAUUUUCUUCACUCUUCUUAUCACUUGGCUUUAGUGCCGUAGUUCAAUUUCUGUGGAAACGGCGGAUUUUCUGUUUUUUUAACAUCUCGUUAUUAGUUGUUUUUCAGUUAUUAAAAUUAUAUUUAAAAAAUGGCUGCUUCUACCAGAAUUUUGUCCAGAAUUGCCGUAUGUAACUUGAUGAGUGUUCGAUCAUCAUCUAAUUCAGUAGAUCCUCGAAUCUAUGCAGAAACUAGAAAAAAUUUAAAGUUGACCAAAGAAACUAAGAUUAUCUGUCAAGGUAUGACUGGUAAACAAGGUACCUUUCAUACGACUCAAGCUUUGGAGUAUGGCACACGAAUGGUUGGUGGUAUCUCACCGGGUAAAGGAGGAAAGACACAUUUAGGUCUUCCAAUUUUCAAUUCCGUUAAAGAAGCUCGUGAAGAAACAGGAGCCGAUGCCACAGUAAUUUACGUUCCACCACCCGGAGCCGCCAACGCAAUAGUUGAAGCUAUUGAUGCUGAAGUCCCAUUAAUUGUAUGCAUUACGGAGGGUAUCCCUCAGCAAGAUAUGGUCCGGGUCAAACACAAAUUGCUCAGACAAAACAAAUCUAGAUUACUUGGUCCAAAUUGUCCUGGAAUCAUUGCUCCUGAACAAUGUAAAAUUGGCAUCAUGCCCGGACAUAUUCACAUGAAAGGUUGCGUAGGUGUGGUAUCACGUUCAGGUACUCUUACGUAUGAAGCAGUUCAUCAAACGUCUCAAGUCGGUCUUGGGCAAACACUAUGCGUGGGUAUUGGUGGUGAUCCUUUCAACGGUACUGAUUUUAUCGAUUGUUUAGAAGUAUUCUUACAAGACCCAAACACCGAAGGCAUUAUUCUCAUUGGUGAAAUAGGUGGACAACAAGAAGAAAUGGCGGCUGACUACUUAAGUAAACAUAAUUCCGGUCCCAAAGCCAAACCUGUUGUAUCUUUUAUAGCGGGAUUGACAGCUCCUCCGGGUCGUCGUAUGGGUCAUGCGGGGGCUAUUAUUUCUGGUGGAAAGGGCGGAGCUCAAGAUAAAAUCAAUGCAUUAGAAAAGGCUGGAGUGGUUGUUACUAGAAGUCCAGCAGCUAUGGGCAUCGAGCUGUCUAAGUUGAUGAAGAAAUAAUAUGUUUGUUGUCAAUAGACAUAAGACACCGUUUAGUUUGGUGCUUAAUUUGAUGUCCAGUGUGUUAGACUUAUUAUUUAAUAUUUGUCCUCGUAAUUGGUAUAAAAUGCUUUAUUAAAAUUUCUUUGAAUCAAGUUUCCUAUUUCUUAAAAACAAUAGGCUGUUAUAACUUUUAAAGCAAUACUAUUUCUCCAUAUUUUACCAUUCAUUCAGAAAUGUAUUACUCAUCUUUUAAACUAUGCUAAAACGUUAAUAUUAUAUAGAAUAUUUGAAAUAGCACCAAAAACAUGUCAUUUUUGUAUGCACUGUUAUAAUUUUUUAAUUUUGAUCAAACAGUAAAAUUGUAUACUAGUUUCGUGUUACAAAUAUGUAUUAAAAUUAUUGUUUUUUUUAUGUAUAAUUCAUACUACCAUGUUUUGAAAUAAAGUUAUUUAUGUUAUGGUA
Messenger RNA from Adelges cooleyi (spruce gall adelgid), 1570 nucleotides. It is a transcript of the gene Scsalpha1, whose product is annotated as succinate--CoA ligase [ADP/GDP-forming] subunit alpha, mitochondrial. Gene Ontology annotation, biological process: tricarboxylic acid cycle. Gene Ontology annotation, cellular component: succinate-CoA ligase complex (ADP-forming); mitochondrion. NCBI's taxonomy places the organism in Eukaryota, Metazoa, Arthropoda, Insecta, Hemiptera, Adelgidae. The transcript has 6 exons. Bases 134 to 1126 code for a protein of 330 amino acids. The record is from RefSeq and is a predicted model, not a curated record. Gene Ontology annotation, molecular function: succinate-CoA ligase (GDP-forming) activity; succinate-CoA ligase (ADP-forming) activity.